AUGUAUGAGCGUUUCCAGUGCAUCAAUUUUAUGAAAAAGGCUGCGGAAAUUUGCCAAGAGCAACGAGACUGCAUGUCCGGGCCUAACUCAGAAACACGACCAGCUAGGUGUUAUACGCCACCAGAAAGUGGUAACUGCCGAGCAUACAUUCCUACUUGGUAUUUUGAUCCGAAAUUUUCAAAGUGCAGAGUGUUCGUCUAUGGUGGUUGCGGUGGAAAUGAGAACCAGUUCCGCUCAGAAAAGGAGUGCCAGUCAUUGUGCCUACCAUCAUCGGAGCGGAGACGCGUCUGCAGCCCUAAGCCUAAACGUGGACUAUGCAACACCCAUUCGUAUUUCUGGUAUUUUCAUCCUGGUUCAACCACUUGCCGUCGGUACAGGCACGGCCUCUGUGAUCGAGGCUCAAACAAGUUCCUCUCGUGUGAAAGGUGUAUGGCUACUUGCACGAAUAUGGACUUCCGACAGAGGUGUCGCUCGCUUAUCCAGUCGCAACCCGGCCCAGGUGGACCAGAAUAGGCCACUACAUUCAGAUGCUAUUCUGAAUCUGCUACAAGGACUUUGUCGCGCGUAUUGCGAAAGCUUUGAAGGAACUUGAAACUGAAUCCUUGAAUACA
Molecule: messenger RNA, 611 nt
Organism: Dermacentor andersoni
Lineage: Eukaryota; Metazoa; Arthropoda; Arachnida; Ixodida; Ixodidae
Source: RefSeq, a predicted model, not a curated record